Molecule: messenger RNA, 1161 nt
Organism: Mesocestoides corti
Lineage: Eukaryota; Metazoa; Platyhelminthes; Cestoda; Cyclophyllidea; Mesocestoididae
Source: the annotation of a GenBank genome assembly
AUGUCCUGCCUGAAUCGUCGAGGACCCGACCUCGUGUCCAGCUGUGAAUUUUCGCUCGAAGAAAUACCAUACACGGCUUACUGCAGUGCCCCCUCCCAUCAAGGCUGCAUCUCUUUUACUCAGCCAGUACAAUUUGCCGAUUUUGUUCUUCUCUGGGAUGGCACAAUUUACGACAAAGAGGAACCUCGAGCCGGUGUUAAAAUCCUUGUUCAAAGGCUGGGUUGUUGUGUCGAUUCCACUGAUGCAAUCCUUGACACAUUCAGCCGUUUAAACGGCUCAUUCGCCUUCGUACUUGUGCAUAAAACUUCGAAACGCGUGUUUUUUGGUCGAGAUAGGUUUGGUCGACGUUCACUUGUAUGCAAUUCUAGCCUAUCGUCUCUCAGUAGUAUCAGCGGCUCAAGUGACGAUAACUAUUUCGAGGUCCCUGCGUCCGGAAUCUACACGGCGCAUGCGAGCAAAUGUGGUGGGUUCCAAAUAGACGCUUGGUACCCUUGGUCCGAACAACAUGCCACAUUUUGGCGCGAGCAUCCAUUUCAUACCACGUUUGACGUUGUUGGUGUUCGCCGGCCUCUUGUUACGAACGCGCUUGCCGUCACUAACGUGUGCGACCCUGUUGAGUCUCUGUUGAGUUGUCUGGGCGACGCAGUUUCGAUGCGUGUUCGGCUAACUGCACGUUCCUGCCGUGACUGCUGCAUCGCAACGGCGGCUUCGAAUAACGAAGCUGCGUGUUUGCAUGCCCGCAUUGGUGUUCUUUUCUCUGGUGGCCUUGAUUCCACCGUGGUCGCUGCUCUCGCCGACAGGUAUGUUCCACGCGACCAGCCAAUCGACCUGAUAAACGUCGCAUUCCAGCAUCUGCAACCAAAAGCUCAACCAUCUAAACGGCGUGGAGAGAGCGGCGAUGGAGGUGCUACAGUGUAUGCUUCACCCGAAACAGCUCCCGACCGGCAAACUGCCUUGAGCAGCUUCGAUGAACUUCGACGGCUGAGUCCGUCGCGGCAUUGGCAUCUUGUCUUGGUACGUUUAACGGCUUUCCCAUUUUUCCUCAUCAGAAGUCGAUUCCCCUCAAUGGGCCUCCAUGCCGCAUCUGUUUAUGGUCAUUCCCUAAUUUGGUGGCCUGUUCUCUUUGUUCGCACCCCAGUUUGGCGUCGCCGUUUUCAGUGA